CGCUCAUUAGCGUCGCAUUCGUACGUCAUCAAUGACCGCUCCCUUUCAACGCUUAGGAAUGCUGUACAGCUGGUCGGAAAAUGGCUGCUGCGACUAUGGCAGGGGCCGAUGCCCAUAGGAUGGAGCAGAAAAAGUUGGAGUAUUUCUCCUCCAUCAACUCCAUGGCCAGGAAAAUAAUGCAAGAAAGGGAGAACAUCAAGGAGAGACAUGGACCCGAUUGGGAGAAAAUGACACCGAAUGAACAAGACAGCGCCAUCGACAAUGGAAUGAUGGACCCACAUAUUCGUGCUCGAUAUGCUAUGCAUAGGGUUGACCGAGAAGAUGUCAUUUGUUAUCCUAAAUUGCUCAUUCAGACCGGACAGAAAAUUGUCCAUUUUGGUGUUGAGGACAUAACUUGGCAAGAUGAGCACUCUGCCCCAUUUUCCUGGGAGACCAAGAGCCAGUUGGACAUCAGCCUGACAACAGGUGAAUCUGUGCAGGGCAUCUCCUCUUCAAUCGCUAACUACAAGCCAACUAAUGUCACCCAGAGCAGCCAGCUGAGCAAGGUGUCCAAUGGCGAGAGCCUCGGCCUGGGCAGGAAAGAGGAGUCCUCCUCCUUCUGGAAGAUCAGUGCUGAGAGAUCCAGGCUGGAGGGUGAACAGGCAGACUUCCAAUCCCUAACCCCCAGCCAAAUCAAGUCCCUGGAGAAGGGGGAGAAGCCACUGCCCUCCUACCUUCGUCAGGAGCCCACCCCCAAGGAGGCAGAGGAGAGCCCACCCCCGGUACGGGUGACCUCGCAGAGAUCCCCCAGGCCGCCUGCACCUCCUCCCCCUGUGCCCAUCGGUGCCCCCCCCCCAGCAGCCAUAAGUGUGACCCCUAUGAGCAUGACUCCCACCCCUGCUCUUAUCAGUGUGUCGUCCACUGUGGCUGGCUGGGAGCACGCUCAGAGCACCCUCCCCUCAGUCAGCAACACAGUGGAGGACGUCUUCACUCCGGGGCUGGCCAAGAAAUCCCCGGGGCUGCCUACCAAUUCCCCUGCCCGCUCAGGCAACACUGCCAGAGAGAGAGAGGAGAAGGCUGCUGCUCAGUCUGAGUCGCAACUGGCCACCAGUCCCACCUUCGCUCAGUUUAAUACCAGCAGUAACCUCCUGAAGACCGGAUUUGACUUUCUUGACAACUGGUAACAGCGGCUUCAAGUAACAACAUUGAGUGACUGGAUCAACUCAACACUAGAAGGACCAUUGUGAUGACCAUUUUAAUACAUGUAUUAAGGAAAGCCAACAAUUGAACUGACGAUGUCUAUUUAUCCGAAAUGGCUUUUUAUGGCAUAUCUCACUACGUGUGCUUUUGAUUCCCCACUGCCAGAACCCGCACCCUCCAGCUGUUACCUUUACCUUUUUUACUCUGACCUCGUACUAGUGCUAAGCAUUACUGUAGUGUACACUAAUGAGAAGCACUCAAAGCAGUAUGUUUAGAAAGCCAGAAUGUUAAGUGAUUUAUACCACUUGCAAUAUAGAUCUACAACCAUUUUACAUUACAAGAGUGCUAUUUUACAGAAUUUUGUAUGUAAAUUAUAUUUACUGUAUGCUAUAUUGCACUCAUAGAUUUUGAAUACCUGGAUUCAAAGCAAAUAAAUUAUAGAGAACGAA
Molecule: messenger RNA, 1628 nt
Organism: Oncorhynchus kisutch (coho salmon)
Lineage: Eukaryota; Metazoa; Chordata; Actinopteri; Salmoniformes; Salmonidae
Exons: 4
Coding region: 81-1163 (360 amino acids)
Source: RefSeq, a predicted model, not a curated record